This is a messenger RNA of Momordica charantia (bitter melon), 1373 nucleotides long. The record is from RefSeq and is a predicted model, not a curated record. NCBI's taxonomy places the organism in Eukaryota, Viridiplantae, Streptophyta, Magnoliopsida, Cucurbitales, Cucurbitaceae.
UUCUCAUUAUUAUGUUGGGAAACUUAAAAUUCUUCAACUUUUCAAAAUUAAAUAAGAAACAAAGCUUUUUUUCUCUCUCAAUAAAAUCAUUACCAAAAGAUGAAAGGAAUAGAUAUAUUCUUUGCAUCCCAAGCUUCAACAGCCAUAUGCUCAAGAAUGGAAAUUGAGCAAGCCUCCUCUUCCUCCUCCUCCUCUUUCCCGCCCUCGCCUUCCAUUGAGCUCGGUGGCCGUGCUCUCGAUCGCCACAACCCGAUCAUCUGUGAUGCAAGAAGAAACAGCACUGCCACCAACACUCUAUUAACGCCUCCUCGCGAUUUCUCUCGGCCUCCGAUCAGUCCCCAUCCUCACUAUCAACUCACAAAGAGCAAGAAGUCCUCUUCUAAGGGCAACAGAAAAACCAAUACCAAAAUCCCAUCAGUGAAACAAGAAAAUGAAAAGAAAGAAAGUAGUGAUAUUUUGAAGAAGAGCUCCUUCAUUCCCACUGAUAUUGUUACUAGGAGCUUUGCUAAGCUGAGUGAUCUAGUCGCUCCUCCGCCCCCGCCACCGGCUGGCUCCUCUAGAUACCUACUUGAAAGUGAUACCGACACACAUUCACAAUUCUUCAACAGGCUGCCCGAGAUCGACCCUGUUUAUGAUAUCGUCCCGGUUGAAGAAUACAAAGAUGUCAAAACUGAUGUAGUUCAAGAUCAGUCUACUUCAUCAACAACUCAAGCACCACUGUCUCAGCAGCCAAAUCCAACUCCUACCAAACAGGUUGUGGUGUUGAUGGUGUCACUGCACUGUAAAGGUUGUGAAGGAAAAGUCAGGAAACAUCUUUCAAAAAUGCAAGCAGGAGUGACAUCCUUCAACAUAGACUAUGCAGCCAAAAAAGUGACCAUAGAAGGAGAUGUAACGCCGGUGGGCGUGUUGGCGAGCGUAUCAAAGCUGAAGCAUGCCAAGUUUUGGACUUCUCAACCGCCAACCCCGCCACCGCCACCGCCACAGUCACCGCCAUCCACCUCGUUGACUGUGGCUUCAGCAUCAGCCACCACAGAAAUGCCAGAAAACCAGCUUGAUUAAUCACAUCUUAUGACUGAAAAAUGUUUGAAUUUAGUGUACAUCUGGUAUAAAAAGUUGGGAUUUUGGAGCAUGCUGUUGACAGUUUCAAGUUAAUUCUCUUUUCCUUUGCUGCUUUUUAAGUUUUGGGGUUUCAGUAAGGAAGGAAAAGAGUGGCAUCUUUGAGCAAAAUUAUUGGGAAAAAGACCAUUGAAAUAUUUUAAAGAAGGGGAAUUGGAUUCCCCAUGGUUUUGGUGUAAUACAAUACAGCCAUGCCUUAUUGAUUCCCAAAGCCUUUAUUAUCUGAUGAGAUUUGUCUUCUCCAAAAAUAUUCCACA